CUCUCGGCCGUACCAGGGCAUUUAGGGGCCUACUACUAUCUCUUAUAUUUGUAAAACCAACCAAUUUACUCAGACUUUUACACCUCUCUUCUCACUCAUUGUUGAAUAUUCAUUAAUUUAAAUUUGUCCUGAAAGAAUUUACAUGUAGUUCAUACUUAUCCAAUCAGUAAAUAGUAAUUUUAUUCUUUUACUAUUGUUACGUAGCAAUUUUUAGUAAACUACUGUCAAUCUUGUAAACUGGCGUUUAGUCUAUACCAUAUAUGUAUAUUUAAAUAUAAUACCUUUAUUUUUCAUUUGUGAUUUAUUUCAAUUAGACAAUGAUGAUUCAAUUGUUAAUACUGUGUACAGUUUCAAUUCUAUCAUUUACCUACGCUGAUAUUACUGUUACUACUACUCCUACUACUAUAACAUUGAAUAAUGUAAAACCUUAUUUUAGUUGUAAUAUGACUCAACAUGGUUUUCAUCUUCGAUUACAUUGUGAUUUCCAUGAUUUUUCAAUUAGUUUACUGGAGCAUUGUCAACUUCAUGUACACUUACCAUCAGGUUUUUUCAUUGAUCCAUAUGAACUGACUUCCAGUCAACCUAAUUUAAAAUUUUCAAUUAUUCAACCGGGAAUACAACGAAAACUACAUUCUACCAUUAAACAGUUUGUAAAUUGGUUUACAUACUCUAAGUUACGAAAGAAAAUUACCGAUCAUUUCGAUGAAAGUAAACAAUUAAUUAUACAAAAUAAUUUGGUCGAUAUUGAAGCUCCAGAAUGGCUUGCUCAGCCGUUAACAUUCAAAUUUAAUAUUAAUCAACUGGGAAUAAAUAAAUCAACUAGUUAUUUAGAUUUACCUAUUCAUCUACGAUAUCAUCUCCCAUCAACGAAAACUGAUAACACUAAUGAUGAUUCUAUUUAUAUUACUGAAAUUAAACAUCCUAUACUCAAUUGUCCCAAAAACUAUAACUUCAAAAAUAUAAAUAGUCAACAGUCUUUCUCUGUUAUUGUUCCUAUACCUUUAUUAUCUUACCUUGUUUUUGUGAUGCCCAUUACAAUUUUACUACUAAUUAUUGGUGUGAUAUGUCUCUUGAUGGCCUAA
This is a messenger RNA of Schistosoma rodhaini, 1082 nucleotides long. The record is from the annotation of a GenBank genome assembly. Lineage: Eukaryota; Metazoa; Platyhelminthes; Trematoda; Strigeidida; Schistosomatidae.